AUGGAUUAUUUAAAACAAUAACAUAAGAAUUAUGAGGUGAGCAUUACAAGCUGUAAAAUUUUAAUAUAAAUUUAAAGUAAAAUAACACGUGGAUGAAUAUUUACAUCCUAUUAAAUUGAAGAGAAAGCAUUACAUAAAUAAGUUCAAUUCAGAAUUACAAAUUGAAAACCCAUAGCCUAAAUAAGAAGAUAAAUAAUCUAUACAACAAAUUUCUGUAUAAAAAUUAUAGAGAAAAAAAUACUUAAAAAAAUUAGAUAUUUAUCUUGAGUUUUUUGAAGGAAUCAAAGUAAUAAUCAAAAUAAAUGUAGGAAUCUGAACAAUAAUUUGGUCAAUAAUUAAAUGAUUUAGAUAGUAAAUUAAUUUCUGAAAAUGAAAUUACAAUUAUUGAUAAAUAUACUGAAGAUGGAAACGAUAUUAUAUAAUAAUUAACAGGAAUUUAAUUGAGUUCUAAAUUGUUCUUGUACUUACCAUUUUGGAAAGACUAUAAAAAAGUAUUAAAAUAAAUUAGUCAAUGUCAUACUGAAGUUGCCUAAGACAUGGGCAAAGUGAGUUUUCAAUUAUAUUAGCUCAAAAAAGGAUUCCUUAAAGAUGUUGAAGAUAUUAGAAAAUAAAGAAAAAAAUUAAAACAUUUAACUGUUGAAAUUUAUUAACAUUACUAAAAGAUUCUAAAUGAAUUCAUUUAAAAUGAAAAAGAUUUAUAAAUUUUUACAUAAGCUCAUUCAGAAAUGCUCAAGAAAAAGGAUGAUCCUACUCAAAUCAUUAAAAGUGAAAUGAAAGUUAAAUUAUAAAUGCAAUAAUAAGAUAAUAUAAGAUUGAAAUUAACAGAUGCCAGAGAUAGAAUUAAAGAAAAUUAAAUAGAAAUCAAUGAAUUUAAUUAAAAAAUGCAAUAAUUUUAACUUAAUUAUGAAGAAUAAAGGGUUAUAUUUGUAAAAUAAGGUUUCCAAGCAUUCUUAAUAACAUCUGAAAAUUAUGCCAGUUAAUUUUAAACUUAUAUCUCCACAUUAAUAGUAAUUAUUGAUGAAGAUUAUUGUAAUCAUAAUUCAUUAAUUUAUUAGAUUAAAUAUAUCCUUCAAGAUAACAUAGGAGUCCAUAAUCACCUCAAAAGUAAUUCUUAGAAAAUUAAUAACAAAGUUAAAUACUUGAACUUGAUAUAAAUGAAUAAAUUAAAGAAAUUUAAAGGUAAACCACAUAUUAACUCUAAUAAUGGUAAAUAGUGUAAAAGUAUAAUGAAGAAUUGGAAUAUUUUUUUAGAGAUACAAUUUAAAUCUUAAAUCAAAAGUCUGUUGAUAAAGAUUUUUCACUUGUAAAAUAGUAAGUAGAAUAAGAAAAAUAAGAAGUAUCUGAUGUUUUUAACAUUCUCUAUUCUAGUUUAAUUAGUGUUAUCUAAAUAAUUAAAGAUUCAAAUAAAUAGCUAGUUGAUUAGAUUGAAAGAAAGAGAUAGGAUAUAGCUAAAUGUAGAUUAGAUAUGUCUAUUGGAAAGGAACUUGAAAUUUGUGCAUUAAGAGAAUUAAAAAAAUUGUAAAGUCUUAGUACUGAUGAGAAAGCCCUUGAAUAAUAUUAAAAUGAUUAAGUUGAUAAAUCUAAAACAAAAAAAGCAGCUUAACAUUUUCUAAAUGAAAUGAAAUAAAAUAUUUAAGAUGUAAAAUCCUUAAAUUUUGGUAAAUUUUAUGCAACAAUUGGAUAAACUGUAUCAAAAGUAUAAAAGAUGAGUAAUUUAAAAGAAGAUGAUCUAAGAGAAUAGUAGAUUAAAUUAAUGGAAGAUAAAAAAGCAUUAAUAUAAUUAUAAGGAUUUACUUUAAAAAAAAUGGAGGAUUUUCUUAAUAAACAUAGUAAAUUAGUAGCAAAAAUGAAAAAAACAUUAAUUGAAGAUUUAGGUAGAUUUGCUAUUUCAAUUUUCACUCAUCUAAGAAUGAUAGUUGAUGAAAGUAAUAUAUAUAAUUUAAAAUAGCAACUGAAAAUAUAUAGAUAAUGUAAUAAAGAGAAAAUUUAGAAAAUUAAAUUGAGUAAUAAGUUAUUUAAAAUGAAAAAGAGGAUCCCACUUAUCAAAAUGAAGAAAUUGUAGAGGAUCUACAUGUGAGUACAACAUCAUUAUUACUUUAAAAACUAUUAAAAGUUUUAGUAAAUGAUUGGAAGGAAAGUGAAUAUUUUAAAGGGAAAAUAAAAAAAAUGUUACAUAAAGCAUUCAAUAAGAAAAGAGUGAAUAUGCUAUCAGAGAUUACAGUAACUGAUUUAAAGAUUGCUGGAGAUCCACCAUCCUUAUCUGAAAUUAAAGCAUUAAGAUAAGAUGUUAAUGAAGUAUGGUUUUUUAAUAUAUCAUAGUUUUUGUGUGAUUUGGAUUUAUCUUUUAGAGGAAAAAUUUAAAUAGUUUUAAAUACAAAUAUCAUUAUAAAUUGGCCUAAAGAAUAUUAAGUACCUGUUGAAAUUAAAAUUACUAUCUCUACUUUUACAAGUAGAAUUAGAUUAUGUUUUGUACCUACUUAUCUUGGAAAGAGUUGGUAUAAUUAUUUAUAAUAUAAAAUUAAGGCUUUCUAUGAUAGGAUAACCUGUAAUAAAUUUAGAUAUUGAACCAACUUUCUUGUAGAAAUAUAAUAUUGCCAAAAUCUAAUAAAUUGCUGAUUUAAUAAGAGAAUUUUUAAUAGGAAAAGUAAAGUUAAUGACUUACCCCAAUAAAUUAUCAAUAAAAAUACCUUUAAGUAAGAAAUGA
Molecule: messenger RNA, 2704 nt
Organism: Paramecium pentaurelia
Lineage: Eukaryota; Ciliophora; Oligohymenophorea; Peniculida; Parameciidae
Source: the annotation of a GenBank genome assembly